UUUCGCAGAGUAUAUUUGCCGCAUUAUCAGUGUUUGGAGUGCCGUUGCGGGCCAACACUCCGCCGCGCAGGCAACAUCAGCACCCGCCAGCCAGUCAGCUGAUAAACAACGUCCAAGAUGAGUGACGAGCCUUCUCCUCCUCCUUCCCCUCUCCCUCACUUCUUCCACGUCUCGCCCUUCUAUCCGGAAGUGACGGAGGAUGGCAAGAUAGACACAGUGCAGUUCCUAGAAACGUCCAAGGCCUUCAUCAAAAUAUACGAUUUACUUGGUACUGCAUUUUAUGUAGUUAAAAAGGACAUGGCUGGAAAUAUUGAGAAACUCUACAAGACCUACAACAAAUCACCAGAAAAGUACAAGUUCCUUAAUGACUUGAUCUAUCUGGAGAAGGAGGAUCCCACCAUAUUUGCUGUAGAUGCCCUCCUUUGGCUGAAGAGAGCACUGGAGUUCACAGUCAUCUUCAUCAAGGGGCUGUGUGAGGAGUACAAGAAGGGCAUCACCACAGACAGGCUGGACCACCUUGCAACAGAUGCUUACAACAAAACCCUCAAGCGCUACCACUCCUGGCUAGUGCAGAAUGUCUUCAAGGUGGUGGUGAAAUCUGUUCCCUACAGAUCUGUCCUUAUCAGAUCCCUCUACUAUGGUAAAGUAGGACCAGAAGCUGCUUUGUUUGAAGAUGUUUCAUUGUAUACCAAACGACUUGAAGAAAAUCUGACAGUAAUAGUACAAAUGUAUGAUGAGUGGGGCCUUGAUAAUGACCAAAAGGUCUAACAGGGUGUGUGAAGCUUUUGGCAGACUACCUGGUGAGGAAGUGAGGUGUGAAGUACUUGAUGACAACAAGAUCUGUCAACUGCAUCAGUAAUGGAAGUUUUAAUUAUAACAGUAAUACAUUUUAUUACUUUUUAAUUUUUGUGAGUGGAAAGUUUUAUGUUAAAUAUACAUUCCCAUUUUUUUUUAUGAUCAGUUGUUGCGAAUGGAUAAGAAAAUUUGAUGUGAUAAUGGAGAGGUAAUGAUUAAAGCUGUGCAUAAAUUAGAAACCCCAUAAAACUGACAUUUCUUUGCAGUAUGGCUCUUCUUACAAAUACUACGGGAAACUUUCUGCAUUUAUUCUGCUCAAGUUGUUUAGUAUGUUAUUUUGAUACUAUAGCAACUUUACUGCAUAAUUAAUUCUCAUUAUAUCAGGCUGAUAUGGUACAGUAAUAAUCUUGAGUAAGUAAGGAUUAAGGCACAUGAAAGCAAGCUUGAAAGCAGUAGUUGCUGACUUGCCCUCAUGGGCAGUUCAUUGGGUUGUGUGGGACCAAGAAAGUGUUGGUAUGAAUUCCAGUCAUACCAGUGAUGUGCAAUGCAAGUUGAACAUGCGAAUCUUUUUAUUAGCUUUUAGAUGUGCCUAUAACAAAGGCAGCCAUAAUGUCUUGUGGAUUGUUUUAUUUAAUUUAUAGUAUUCAUCAUUACUUUUUAUUUAAUCUGCAAUAGGUUUUAUGUAUAUCAUCCUUGAGACAGCAAUGUCUUAAAACUAUUUUAGAUAUACGUGGAGAAUUUAUUACUGUAUUCUCUGCAUUUAUAUGCAAAUACAUAUGCAUUUAUAAGAUGGAGUUGUCAGAUGGAUAUCAGUGGAAGAGCUGCCAUAAUGCUCUUAAUUGAAACUAGAAAAGUCUUUAAUCUUCCUUUGUGAUGGAUGUGUCAUUUCAUGAAGCCUUGAAUUUUGUGGUGCUGAUUUCUAUUUAAGCAUGAAAAAAAAUUAAGUACUGUAGAUGUAUAUCUCCUACUUUGGUGUUUUAACCAAUACCAAGGAAAGGAGCAUAACUUUCCAACUGUUCCUAUGUAUAUUACAUUUGUGCUAAAAUGAGGCAUUAAGUACUCUUUGAGACUCUGGGAUUAUAUGCAGUUUUGAGUCAUUUAUCUUGACAUCAGUGAUCUGAAUCAAACAAACCUUUGGUGGAUAUGCAAUUUUUUGUGCAUAACUACUUGUCCAUCCUGCUUGGUGUAUUUAUAGAGAUAUAUAAUCACUCCUGCCA
This is a messenger RNA of Scylla paramamosain (green mud crab), 2012 nucleotides long. RefSeq names its product glycolipid transfer protein-like. Gene Ontology annotation, molecular function: lipid transfer activity. The transcript is spliced from 5 exons. Gene Ontology annotation, biological process: intermembrane lipid transfer. Bases 118 to 768 code for a protein of 216 amino acids. The record is from RefSeq and is a predicted model, not a curated record. Gene Ontology annotation, cellular component: cytoplasm. Lineage: Eukaryota; Metazoa; Arthropoda; Malacostraca; Decapoda; Portunidae.